AGUUACAGUUCAGCUCUGAACGGAACCUUCUUUCUCUGUUCCCUUUCAACUCUGAACCAGUUUCUUUGUUCUACUAAUGUAAUAAUAUAUUUGGGUUUUUUUUUGGGCAUUUUUGACUUCGACAAAAAAAUAGCUAAUUUUCUCUGAAAUUUUAAGGGGUAUGGUCUUUCUAUUUGAUCUCUGAGGCCCGUGAUUUAAGAAAGGUCUGCUUUUUAAGAGUUGAGAUUCUGAGUGUUGUAAAAUUCUUUGCUGGCCAUCGACUAUCUUCGGUUUUAUUUCCUUAAAUUGUUUUUCUGGAGACUUGAUACAAUGCGUAAGCCGUCAUUACUCGCACAAUGCUUGCCUGGCUUGGUUCCCAAUGACAAAGGAAGUCAGAGCUUGACAUCCUUUUCUGAGAGAGAUUUGCAUCUCCCUUCACCAGCUGUUGAGAUUCUCCCAUCAAAGACGGCUCACCCAUACAAGUAUGCUGGGGAGAAUGUAGACCUGCAGGGUCUUAAUGUGUUCAAGGGAAGAGUUAGUGUUGCUGAUAUCAUUGGGUUCAACAGUUCCGAAAUGAUAUCCUCAAAACCUGAUGGGUACCUAAAAUCCUGGGACAGCUCUAUUGAUCUUGUAAAUGUGCUUAAGCAUGAGAUUCGAGAUGGACAACUGAGUUUUAGAGGGAAAAGAGUACUUGAGCUAGGUUGCAGCUAUGGACUGCCAGGGAUUUUUACUUGCCUCAAGGGAGCUUCAACCGUUCAUUUUCAAGACCUCAGUGCAGAAACUAUAAGAUGCACUACAAUACCAAAUGUUCUUGCCAACCUUGAGCAAGCUCGAGACAAGCAAAGCCGACAACCAGAGAGCCCCCUUACUCCAUCGAGACAAACUCUGGCUCCUUUGGUGCACUUUUAUGCGGGUGACUGGGAAGAACUUCCUACUGUUCUGUCUGUUGUAAGGAGUGAUGGGUUGGAAGCACCAACUGGAAUGAGCCUGAGCUUUUCUGAGGAGGAUUUCAUGGAUGGAUGUAGUAGCCAAGAUGGAAGCGUCAUUGGACAAGAAUCUUCCUCAAGACGAUCGAGGAAGCUCUCAGGAAGCCGUGCAUGGGAAAGGGCUAGUGAGAGAGAUCAAGGGGAAGGUGGAUAUGAUAUUAUUUUGAUGACAGAUAUUCCUUACUCAUCAACUGCUUUGAAGAAGCUUUAUGUGGUCAUUAAAAAGUGUUUGAGGCCUCCCUAUGGUGUUGCAUACAUGGCCACAAAGAAGAACUAUGUUGGUUUCAACAGUGGAGUAAGACAUUUGAGAAGUCUGGUAGAUGAAGAAGGCAUUUUUGGAGCCCAUUUAGUGAAGGAGAUGACUGAUAGAGAUGUCUGGAAAUUUUUUCUCAAGUGAGAGAGGCAACAAACUCAGUACAUAUCAAAAGUCCUUGCCCAAAAAUACUUCUCACUUCUCAUGGGAGUAUUGGUUUUCAACAUUAUUAUGUGUUUGUAUUAUAUGAAUCACAAACUCUUUAAUAUAUAUAUUUUUUCAUUUCUUUUGGGUUUUGUUAUAUGGUUAGCAAAAUAUGAAGUUACAAUCGGAAAGAUUAGUCGUAAGCAAUUGUUUUCAUAUCUUAAUGUAAUCUUUUAUUCCUUAAGCAUUUUUUUUAAUUCGUUUUCAUACAUUUAAUUUCUUUUUAUGACUGUAAAUCAAUACAGUGUAAUUGCAAAUUUGAAAUCAAUACUGCAUAUAUUGAAAGUCUUACAAUUUGACGAA
Humulus lupulus (European hop) is the source of this 1725-nucleotide messenger RNA. RefSeq lists its product as uncharacterized. NCBI's taxonomy places the organism in Eukaryota, Viridiplantae, Streptophyta, Magnoliopsida, Rosales, Cannabaceae. The record is from RefSeq and is a predicted model, not a curated record. The transcript is spliced from 8 exons. The coding region runs from base 310 to 1362 and encodes 350 amino acids.